Molecule: messenger RNA, 1689 nt
Organism: Seminavis robusta
Lineage: Eukaryota; Bacillariophyta; Bacillariophyceae; Naviculales; Naviculaceae
Source: the annotation of a GenBank genome assembly
AUGGUAUCCAAGAAAUCUUACGAGUACGUCUAUGGCAGCAUCAACGUCAAACAGUCGGAUGGUAAGAAUUUUGAAGAUGAGCCCAAAAAGCAUUCCCAAGAAGCCGUGGAUGGAGAGCCAUCUGUAACCACCAGUAGGUCUUCUCGUUUGAUUUUUGGAACCAUUGUACUCCUGUCCGUAUUUGUGUGGUUUGGCUUUUGCAAUGACAAGAGCAACAGGUUUCCUUCUUCCAAUGUAGAGAGCCCUGACGAGGGUCGAUUGCCGGAAAACAUUCCUCGCUUCUUCUCGCAAAAGGUGGAUCAUUUAGAUCCAUCCAACACCAAGACCUGGAAGCAUAGAUACUAUGCUCAGGACAAGUACUUCAAAGGACCGGGACAUCCAAUCAUCCUGGUUGUGGGAGGGGAAGAUGGCAAUGACUACGGUUUCUUUUAUCGGUUCAUCGAAGAACACCUUGCCCAGUUGUUUGGUGCCUUUGUACUGCAUCCGGAACAUCGCUUUUAUGGAAUCAGCCAACCUGUGGAUCCUGCAGUGGCCACAACAAACGAUUUAAAACAGUACUUUACAGUCCAGCAAGCCAUACGGGACAUGCUCACUAUUGUGCAAUAUUAUCAAGAAGUCUUUGGUUGUUCCAUGGACAAGAGCUCGCCGGAGUAUUGCCCCGUUAUUUCGGUCGGUGGUUCUUAUCCAGGCUUUCUCAGUGCCAUCAUGAGGCUGCACUUUUCAGAUGUGGUGGAUAUUGGAUACGCAUCAUCCGCCCCGCUUCUCUUGUAUGCUAUGGAAGCCGACCAGUUUGGGUAUUUCGAUGUUGUCACCCGAACCUCCGAGCAGGCUUCACCUGGUUGCGCCGAUGCCGUUCAAUCUACUCUUUUCGAGGUGGAUGCGGCCUUGCGGGAGACUUCCGAGUUCCUCGACCUGGCUCAUGAUAAGCUCAACAUUUGCCCAGGCUCGGUUCCAUCCUACAUUACAUCCAGUGCUAUGCUAAGCGAGGAACUCAUGCUCAUCAUUGGGCCAGCCUUUGCGGAUAUGAACAUGUUCAACUAUCCUCCAGACGAAACGACAGACUUGGCCAUGGCGUGCUCGGGCCUGUUUCAAGACGACUCGUUGGAUUCCUUUGAAAAGCUUGCCAAGUUCUGGACCCUUUACUUGGACGAGAACAUUGACCCCUCGUUGCCUUGCUUCGAUAUGAGCUCGCAACUGCCUUUAGGACCCAAUGCCACAAUCUCAGCGUCGGAUUGGUCGGGAGUUGGCACGGGACACGAUGGAGAGAUGUUUGACUUUCACUGCUGUGCGACACUAACUCCUGCUGUUGGCUUUUCCAAGGACAGCAUGUUCCCAUACCGCAAAUGGACUCUGGAUUGGCUUACCCAGCAUUGCAUGGAUCGUUUUGAUGUGGUACCGGACCCUCUGAAAUUGGUUCGGGAGUACAAGUUUGAUGAUCUUGUGGGUCAAGGAGCAACACGCAUUCUGUUUACCAAUGGUAUGAAUGAUCUCUGGUCAGCAGGAUCUCACCUGGAAUCGCUGUCCGAGUCUCUGCCGGUCAUCAACAUGCCAAAUGGAGCUCACCACAGCGAACUACGAUACACCAAUGACGACAACAAGGACACGGAGGAUGUGAGGCAAGCCCACGAGGAAAUCACGUCGCUAUUGACACGGUGGUUGAAGGAGAUCAAAGAGGAGCACCAGUCUUAG